Messenger RNA from Cuscuta campestris, 3456 nucleotides. The record is from the annotation of a GenBank genome assembly. NCBI's taxonomy places the organism in Eukaryota, Viridiplantae, Streptophyta, Magnoliopsida, Solanales, Convolvulaceae.
GAUCCGAAUUCAUUCUCUCUAAACUCCCUUGUAAAAGCACCCGUGCGUUCUCCGUUAUAAUAUAAAUUGGGCUACAGGUGUUCCACCUAAAGUCCUACCGGUCAAUCCGCGUGUUUUUACCUUUCUUACUUUGCCAAAUCAAGCAAACUAUUCUAGACCCGGCCUAGUAUAGUUUGACCGGUCAAGUAAUUUACACCAUCAUUUUUGGCGCCGACCGUGGGACCGUUAAGGUUUCUUCUCCUAAAGCACAAACCUACCCACGAAAACACCACUCGAAAUGUCUUCCAGCCAACAGAUCAACGCUAUUUCCGCUCAGGUGCAUGCCACCAACGAGGGUACCAGCAUCCCUGCAGCUGCUACCAUACCGGUCAUUUCAGCUCCGGUGUUGCCUUUGGGUCUAAGCUCUGUCUCGACGGCCAGCGUGAUCAGUCCCUUCGCGACCCCCGUCCCUUCCGCUGGACCGAGGGUUACGUUCCCACCAAGCAUGGCUCAGUUCAUGAAUGACCCAGCCAACCUACAAGCCAUCCAGGGCUUUGGCCAGGUCAUGGCCAUGUGCCAGCAGAAUGGGGGGAUGCCUUUCCUCCCUGGUAUGUUCCCGUUCGCUCUUCCAGGCGCGGGAACCAUGCCCCUACAAGCCCCGAUGGCGGUGACGUCGUUCCAGACACCGGUGCCGCAGCCAUCACCUUUCCAGCCCCAGCUGGCGAGGUGUGGGAGGCCGAGCCUGCCCGCACCCGGCGCUCCCGGGUGCUUGAGGACGAGGGCCUCCCACCAGGAAGGGGAGGCAGAAAGCCAGCCUAGGUUACCGGUGGCGAACCGGUUAACCAUCCCAAACGACCGCGUCCAGCAGAUGGAGGCAAAGCUGGAAAGGCUGGAAAAGAAGGUUGGAGAGAAGAAUGACCGGGACAAACCCCUGGCAGGGUCCCCGUUCACCACAAGGGUCCAUCUGACACCUUUCCCGCGAAAGGUCAAGAUCGACGCCCCCAGAUUCACCGGGAAGGAAGAUCCGGAAAUCCAUCUGGACUCCUUCAACCAGAGUGCGACCAGGAACGGUUGCACCGAUGAAGAAAAGUGCCUUCUUUUCUUCCAGACCUUACGGAACCGAGCCACUGAAUGGUUCAAUAAGCUUCGCCCGGGAAGCAUUGACUCGUUCAAGGCCAAGUUCCAGGAGAAUUGUACUGAGAGGAAGAAGUUCACCUAUCUUAGUACAGCCGGGCAGAGGGAGUCUGAGAACCUUACUCAGUUCCUUACCCGGUGGAAGGAAGAGGUGGACAAGGUGGAAGAGAUGGAUGACAAGACCGUCCUCUCCCUCCUCUUGAAUGGCUUGCGUGCUGGGGAACUAUACAAGGAGUUCUGCCGGAAACCCCCAGCCACGUACCAAGAGGCCUACCAUACUGCGUGGGAGUUUGCUGAGGCUGAAACCCAACUCCGGGCAAAGAGAGAAGCUGAGCAUGGUCACAAGCCCAAGCCGUUACAAGUCAAGAAGGAAGAAGUACCGGGACCUAGCCGGCCGAGGCACCACUAUGACCCGAUGAUCGACAGUGGAGAGCUGGGCAAAGAUUACUUGCAGAAAGCCCAGGAGAAGAGUCAUCAGUGGGUUAGGCCAGCUGCCCCAGUGAACGACUGGGACAACGACCGGCGGAGGAAUAACCGGCCAAGGGAGCGGCAACCUGCUCCCGAAAAAGAGCACAUCGGCAUGAUCUUCGGCAGACCCGAGGGUGGAGAUUCAGCCGCGCAGCGGAAGAACUGGGUCCGGAGCAUUUACGUUGGAGAGGUAAGUGCUGAACCGCCCAGGCGUAAACAUACUAGGAGGGAGCCGAUCGCCUUUACUGACCGGGAUCUCCCUCCUACCGGUGAAGAUCACAAUGAUCCAUUGGUCAUCACCAUGGAUAUUAAUGGGGUGGAUGUCGCCCGGGUACUUGUUGACACCGGCAGCAGUGUCAACAUCUUAUACCUAGAGACCUUCCAAAAACUCAGGUUGUGUCGAACACAACUUGAACCCCUCAAAACCCCUCUCUCAGGCUUCACGGGGGACACCGUUGAAGCUGAAAGAUCCAUAGUUCUACCGGUCGAACUAGGAUCAGGUGAAAAGACCGUGUGGAAGAAGAUGCGGUUCAUAGUUGUGGACAUCAAAUGCGUCCACAACGCUAUUCUUGGAAGGCCAGGCAUCAAUAAAGUCGGGGCGGUGAUUUCCAUGCCUCAUCUAUGCAUGAAGUUCUACACUCCAGGUGGUGUGGGUGAGGUGAAGGGCGACCAGAGGAACGCCCGGGAGUGCUAUGCCCGGGCAGUCAAGAAAAUGACCAAGGGGGUCAAUGUCAUCUCCCAAGAGAUCACAAAGGGAGAGACCCGGGAGAAACUGGAGCCCGAGGCUGAGACGGUGGAAAUCGAACUUCACCCGGGUGAUUCUUCGAGGAUGGUCAGAAUUGGAGCAAAUCUCCCCGAGGAUCUCAAGGAACAGAUUACACGGGUCCUCCAAGAAUACGCGGGCAUAUUCGCAUGGAGCGUGGCGGAUAUGCCCGGGAUAGAUCGCUCUGUUAUCUGCCACCGGCCCACUGAGCAAUGGUGGGAGAUGGCAGUUGACGGGGCAUCCGGUCCUAGAGGAUACGGGGGUGGUAUCGUGCUCACCACCCCAGAAGGGUUCAAGAUCUACCAUGCAAUCGUCUUCAACUUCAAACUGACGAACAAUGAGGCAGAAUAUGAAGCUCUGGCUGGAGGGCUCAGACUUGCCCAAGCCCUGAAAAUCAGCCGGGUCAGUAUCAAAUCUGACUCUAGCCUGUUAGUUGGGCAGGUGACCGGUAACAUGGAAGCAAGGGAAGGACGCAUGGCACAAUACAAGGACCUUGUACUUGCCCUGUUGAGAGGCUUCGAAGAGUUCAAGAUCGCCCAAAUUCCCCGGGCAGAAAACGCGGAUGCAGACCUUCUCUCCAAAUUGACGCAGUAUGCUCCCGAGCAUGUCUCAAAACUUGCCUGGGUAGAUAUCCUUGACUGUGCAAGCAUCGAAAGAUUGGAAGUCGCCGCUAUAACGGCCGGAAGCCAAUUUGACCGGUCAAACUUGGUCGGGGCGGACGACCAUUGGAUGUAUGAUCUGAUGGAAUAUUUGAUGGAUGGGAGCUUGCCAGAACAAGAUGACCGGGCAAGAAAAGUGAAGCUUAGGGCACCCCGAUUCCAGAUUCUUGAUGGAAAGCUGUAUAAAAGGGCAUUUGGGGGGCCACUCCUGAGAUGUCUAACCAACCGGGAGGCUGAGCGAGUCAUCGCGGAGGUCCACGAAGGCGCAUCAAAUGUCCCGUACGCUUUCCCAACGCAUCAUCUUGAUGGGAUAUUAUUGGCCAACAAUUGUGCAGGAUUGUGAAAGGUACGUCCAGAAAUGCAGGACGUGCCAAGUAUUCUACAAAUAUCCCGGUAGACCGGCGGCCUACUACCACCCCGUAUCGAAUGUCAUCCCAUUCGCUAGAUUCGGGG